Saccoglossus kowalevskii is the source of this 798-nucleotide messenger RNA. RefSeq lists its product as uncharacterized. The record is from RefSeq and is a predicted model, not a curated record. Gene Ontology annotation, molecular function: protein binding. NCBI's taxonomy places the organism in Eukaryota, Metazoa, Hemichordata, Enteropneusta, Harrimaniidae.
AUGGCGGACAAGACAGACCUUUCACUUUCACGAAGGAAAAACGUACAUGAACGCGAAGAGAGAAAUGGUCACUCCGAAGAAGUAUGCGACAAAUCAGCCACAGAAAGGCUACUGGUUCUUCGACUAGACGAUGAGGGACAUUCCGAUUUCGUCGAGGAUCCCAUCCCAUCAUGUUUACAACCUAAUCAGAACGCGGAUUUGCCAGAGUUACCAGAGUUGGGAGUGUCUAGUGUUAAAGUCCCACAUCCAGACAAUGAUCCAAAUACACUUGUUGACCUGGGCAUGACAUUUAAAACUGAAUUGGUAGAAUCUAUAUACCAACAUAGUGUUGUAGAAGUAGACGAUGGUAGCUUGGCACAUCGACUUAACAUGAGGAAUGGUGAUAUUAUUCACAAAAUUAAUGAUUUUCCUUUGUUUGAUUGUGAGCAUGGUGGAGUACUCGAUAUGUUUUACAAUCUUGAUGAGGAAUUUGAUGUGACAAUUAGAAGACAGACAGAAGACAAUAUUGAUGGUGGUGAUAGUGAUGAUGAUCAGAUGAUGUAUGUAUUCACAAAGUUCAAAUUGAAAAUGGAAAUUACAAAUAACGAAGUCCAAAUUGAAGUAAUUGCUGAAUUUGAAGAAGAAUAUAUUACAAAAUCAGACAAUGAGUACCCCAAAUUGCGCUGUUACUACGAGGGAGACUGUUACAUCUACACUGCUAGCAGCGACUCCAGCUUAAUACUGUCAAUGACAUCAAGCUCAUCUAUUGCCAUCAUUCCUGCACAUAUCAAUGAUGACCGUGGUAAGAAAUUGCAAUAA